This is a messenger RNA of Anoplopoma fimbria (sablefish), 800 nucleotides long. RefSeq names its product visinin-like 1a (gene vsnl1a). Bases 146 to 721 code for a protein of 191 amino acids. The transcript is spliced from 4 exons. The record is from RefSeq and is a predicted model, not a curated record. Lineage: Eukaryota; Metazoa; Chordata; Actinopteri; Perciformes; Anoplopomatidae. Gene Ontology annotation, molecular function: calcium ion binding.
UAAAACAAACACACCGACAGAACCACUCAGCUACCAGUGGUCCACAGAAGAGAAGCUUCAGACCUCUGAACCGGUUCUUUUGUCCUCGCAGGUGUUUUCUUUGGACCGCUCCAGACAGCAGACCGGACUUCUCUCUCAAGGCAAAAUGGGGAAACAGAACAGCAAGCUGACCCCUGAAGUGAUGGAGGACCUGGUGAAGAACACAGAGUUUAACGAACAUGAGCUGAAGCAGUGGUACAAGGGUUUCCUGAAGGACUGUCCCACCGGCCGCCUCAACCUGGAGGAGUUCCAGCAGCUGUAUGUCAAGUUCUUCCCGUACGGCGACGCGUCCAAGUUCGCCCAGCACGCCUUCAGGACCUUCGACAAGAACAGUGAUGGCACCAUCGACUUCAGAGAGUUCAUCUGCGCAUUGUCCAUCACAUCGCGGGGCAGCUUCGAGCAGAAGCUCAACUGGGCCUUCAACAUGUACGACCUGGACGGAGACGGCAAGAUCACAAGGGUGGAGAUGCUGGAGAUCAUCGAGGCGAUCUACAAGAUGGUGGGCACGGUGAUCAUGAUGAAGAUGAACGAGGACGGCCUGACGCCCGAGCAGAGGGUGGACAAGAUCUUUUCCAAGAUGGACAAGAACAACGAUGACCAGAUCUCGCUGGACGAGUUCAAGGAGGCGGCCAAGGGCGACCCGUCCAUCGUACUACUGCUGCAGUGCGACCUCCAGAAAUAGGCCGGUGUAGGGCGGGCAGAGCGCUCCGCCAGCCGCCACGGACUGCACAGAAAGAAUUUCAUGUUCCAUUCAGUUUGCA